AUGCCGCAUCCGGCCUCAGCAACUUUGACAGCUAUGUUCGGUAGCGUUGUUGACGAUCCCUAUUUCCGGGCGCUUCUAAGGGAGCUCAACCACGCCUAUCAAGUUCCAGGCCGUGACGAAGUGUCGGAAAGGCUCAUUCCGCAAAUGUACGAGGUCACCCUCCUCAAGCUAAAGAAUAAGCUGAAGGACGUGGAGUAUGCAGCCCUGACCAGAGACGGAUGGACGUCACGAGCGGCCGACCAUUAUUUGACCCUAACAGUGCACUAUUUGAAAGACUGGACAAUGCAAGUGAGAGUUCUGCAAAUGCUGAAGGCCCAAGUCUCACAAACAGGAGAGAACAUUGUGGCAGAAAUCAAAGAGUGUCUUACAGAAUUCAGCCUGGAGGGCAAGGUUGACGUAAUGACAACUGACAACGCUAAAGCGAUGGUGAACGCCACCACUGCUGCAGGGAUAAAACUGUCACUUAACUGCUUUGCCCAUAAAUUGAACCUGUCAACUCAGAAGGCGAUGAAUGUGCCAGCUGUGCAUAGCAUGCUGGCCAUCAUCAGACCACCAAUCACCUACUUUCGCAAUUCAUAUCUCGCCAAAGUAGUUCUGAAGGAGAAGCAGGAAGCCCUUGGGAAACCCAACCACAACCUCAUCCUCGACUGUAAGACACGCUGGAAUAGCAGUUACCUGAUGGUUGAAAGGUUUGUAGAACAGUACCCAGCAGUAGUAGCUGCUUCCCUAGAUGAGAAAAUCAAGAAGAAAAACAGCUUCAAGAAGCUGCAGAAGUGUACCGACAACAACAUAGAGAAGAUGGAGCAUUUCCUCAAGGUGAUGAAGCUCCCGUAUAUUAUCACAGUCGCGAUGUCAUCCGAGAAAAGACCAACCUCUGGACAGGUGCUGCCUAUGCUCCACAAACUGGAACAGCACUUGGCUGACAAAGAUGAGGAUGACAAGUUUACCAAAGACAUUAAGUCAUCCAUCAGGGAAGAUCUCUCAGCCAGAUACAGAGAAGAUGAAAGGAGAGAGCGCCUCGAAGAGGCAACUACCCUCGACCCCAGGUUCAAGGGCUCCAUGGUUGUCCCAGUGGACGUGUGGGAUCGGCUCACAAACAGCAUCAAAGUGAGCCAAUCUCACAUGUCCACUGUGGUGAAGAUGGAACCCGAGGAAGCCGUGCCAGUGCCACUACAGGAGCCCCAGGAGGACAGUGAUGAUACAUCUCCUGCAAAGAAGCUGAAGCUAAGCGCAAUGGAGGAAAUCUUUGAGGAUGAAGAUGAUGAUGUUGUGACACAUGUUGAGCCACCGGUGCCACUUUGGCUGAGAAUUCAGCAGGAGAUGCUGAAGUUCAGGGCCUUGCCGAAGUUGAAGUCUUCAGAUGAUGUGCUUGCAUUCUGGCAGGGAAAGGUUGACAAACUACCACUCCUCUGUAGGCAUGCCAAGAAAUACCUUAUCGUGCCAGGCACAAGUGUGCCAAGUGAGUGGGUCUUCAGUACGGCUGGGGACAUUGUAUCAGCUGAAAGAGCUCAUCUUGACCCAGACUCUGUCAACAUGCUCUUGUUCCUCAACAAAAACACAUGA
Messenger RNA from Neoarius graeffei (lesser salmon catfish), 1563 nucleotides. Its product is annotated as E3 SUMO-protein ligase ZBED1-like. The coding region runs from base 1 to 1563 and encodes 520 amino acids. Gene Ontology annotation, molecular function: protein dimerization activity. The transcript is spliced from 2 exons. The record is from RefSeq and is a predicted model, not a curated record. NCBI's taxonomy places the organism in Eukaryota, Metazoa, Chordata, Actinopteri, Siluriformes, Ariidae.